Molecule: messenger RNA, 861 nt
Organism: Phytophthora nicotianae INRA-310
Lineage: Eukaryota; Oomycota; Peronosporomycetes; Peronosporales; Peronosporaceae
Exons: 1
Coding region: 1-861 (286 amino acids)
Molecular function (GO): phosphoprotein phosphatase activity
Source: RefSeq, a predicted model, not a curated record
AUGCUGGCACCAAUGAAGAAGCCACUCGCAGAUCUGAAUAUCACCAACCCGUUGGCAAGUGUCGUCCACCAAGCCGACAGAAAUGGCAAGCAGCAGCCGAUUCUCACUGGUGUUCGCCGCGUAUCCCGCGAAGGAUCGAUUGGGAAGAAGACCCAGCAGCGAGGUAGCCUCCGUAACAUCUUCGGAAAUAUCUGGUCAGCAUUAGGUCUCCACGAGCAACAGCAGGAAGAUCUUGAAAAGGCCAAGCAAGGCGGAUCCAAUCCUAAGACUGCAGAGGUUAGAAGCAAAACGAUUGAACUGCGCCCAAGCCUCUUGCCUCCUGUAUCUCCCAAUGAUGCUGACAAAAAAUGCCUGGUGCUGGAUUUGGAUGAAACCCUGGUUCACUCUUCGUUCAGACGCACAGACAACUAUGACUUCAUCAUUCCUGUCGACAUUAAUGGAAUCAUUCACCACGUUUACGUGUGCAAGCGACCCGGUGCUGAGGAGUUUCUCAUCGAAAUGGCCAAGUACUACGAGAUCGUCGUGUAUACGGCCAGCCUCAGCGUGUACGCCGAUCCACUGCUUAAUAAGCUGGACCCGGAAGGCGUUAUUCGCUACCGUCUCUAUCGCGAGCACUGCGUCCAAUACGAGGGCAACUACGUGAAGGAUCUAUCCUUGCUUGAUCGCGACAUCUCGCAGACGAUCAUCGUUGACAACUCGCCGAUGGCUUACGCCUUUCACCCUCGGAACGCCAUCGGCUGCUCGAGUUUCUAUGACGAUCCGAACGACCGUGAGCUUGAAUCGAUUGCGCGUUUCCUGUCCAAGUUCCAGGACGUGGAGGAUGUGCGAAACCACAUGCAAAUGUGGGAUGCCAACUACUAA